Plodia interpunctella (Indianmeal moth) is the source of this 4049-nucleotide messenger RNA. RefSeq lists its product as uncharacterized. Bases 16 to 1194 code for a protein of 392 amino acids. The transcript has 8 exons. NCBI's taxonomy places the organism in Eukaryota, Metazoa, Arthropoda, Insecta, Lepidoptera, Pyralidae. The record is from RefSeq and is a predicted model, not a curated record. Gene Ontology annotation, cellular component: extracellular region.
CAUAUAUCUCAGCUUAUGUUAACUUUUAAUCGAAGCCCAGAUUCACUUUCUACUUACAUAUUCUCCACUUCUUACGACAGCUGUGAAUUGAAAUAUCGUCUACACUACAGAGCCUACAUCCUGUCGUUAAUAAAAAGGCAUCCGCAACCAUCAACACCGCCCAUCCCUAUACUGCAGCAUUUUCAAGAAUUUCAAGGUUACAUCUCAGUUGGCUGCAAGCGGCCGCCGCGGCAACAUGUCCCGCGCGCGAUGACGUCUCCACGCGUCUCCGACAACGUCGAGCUUCUCCCGCUCAAGUCUGCCCUUGUUACCAAUAGUAACUACAAAGAUGAUGACACAUAUUAUCCGCCCAAUAAUGACACGCCGUCGAGCUCCCACGACUAUACGCUGCUGUCGAAGCGGACGCCGGCGUCGAAAAGACUUCUGUCCCGCGCAGCCCAGCCUGCACCCACGCCGCUGGUGACGCUGUGUGGCGCUCCGCCCCCGUCCCGCAGGCGAGAAGAGCUGGCGGCGCUCGCCAACCUGCGCAAAAAGGUGGCUCCGGCGCUCCUGCAGCCUGAAAGGAACUGUAAGAACAACAACAACGUCAAAAAGGAGCAUGAGGAGCUCGACAACCGCCCCAAGCUGCUACAAAAGGUGCUGCAGACAAGGCCAGUGAGCAUGGUAGUGCAGUGGAGCGAGGUGCGCACGGCUUGGCAGGACAGCGACUUCAUCACCGAGUGUCUGUGUUGGCACAAUGUCUACCGGCAACGGCACGGCUCGCCGCAACUGUACAUGGCACCAGAGCUGUGCGACUACGCGCAGGCGUGGGCGAACCACCUGGCCCACACUAACAAGUUCCACUACCGCAACGACCGCGACGUGGGGCAGAACCUGUACCAGAGGCCGGUGAGCGCGCUGCAGCCCGACGUCACGGGUCAAGAAGUGUCGUCAUACUGGUACGCCGCGGUGCGUCAAUAUAAUUUUUUCAAGGAGUCCGACGUGCUCCACGCUAAUGUCAACGCUGGCCACUUCACUCAAAUGGUGUGGGUCGCUACUCGCUUCUUCGGCGUCGGGAAGGCGCGCUCGCGCGCCGGCAAGAUCAUCGUCGUUGCCAACUACUCGCCACCAGGCAACCUGUCCGGCCAAUUCGAGAACAACGUGCUGCCGCCGCUGCCGGACACGUUCGCGGACCCGGCGCCGCCCGAGCACUGACGUCUGUCCAUCCGGGGCCGGAGGCUCCACAUCCUCGCCACGUAUCUCAAGUAGACGGCGAACAGAAGCAAACUUACCUUUGACGUCUCAUAAAAUUUUACUUUUUUAUGUCUUCCACGGAUAUGAGAACAGUAAUGCUCUAUAUCUGUGGUUUCUUCCCAUAUGACUCCCAUAAGACGUCCGUCACCUACAGCCUAUUAAAAAUAACUUACAUAAAAUCUUUCUAAAAACAAUACCCGUCAUUGUUAUCAAAAUACUUAAUGUCCCCUCUAUACAACAAUGGAUACCUAUCUUUCUCGUCACUUCUUUGCGUGUCUUGUGAAACUGCGACAGCUUUGUCGGUGGGCAACAUUAAUCAUCACGAGUGCAAGAGUCAGGGCACAGUAGGUCCCCCAUAGUUUGAUAAUAAUUUUAUAUUCAAUAUCUUCCGGUCUCCUUCAUUACAUUCAUACAUUAAACAAGACAUGUCUAUUGUCCACGGCUGGUUAUUGCUUCCCAAAAAGCACCCAAGAGAAGUGCAAAUCAAAACUUAUACUAAUUAAUCUCUCACACAAAGCACACUUUUAUGUUUGGUUAAUGAAAAUGGGUUACUAUGGAAACUCACAUGACACGCAUUUCAGCUGAAUCUUGUCGUUUCAAUCGAGAAUCCAGAGUAAGAAAUACCUUUCCAAUUUGGUUGUGGUAAGUAUUACAUUGAAUAAGAAAUAGGUAUAUAACUAUAUACUAGGCCUACAAGAAUGCUGAAACACCAAAAUUAUGUCCACGCCACGGUCCAUUUCGGCAUCGAGCAUAGUCAAUUAGCUUAGAUAAGAAUAUCGGUUGUUUUGCCUGAGCUUGGAUUUUAUAAAGAUUUUUAGAUUGUAAAACACAAUUUUACGCACAUUGAUGUUAACCAAGGAGCCUAAAACCAAUAUAAACUUUUAUUUUGUAUUUAUUUUUGGUUUCCUAAUUAGUUCUAAGAAGUUUUGUAAAACCUGCCAUAUUGUAAGGGACAAAAUAUGAUAUAUUUUGAACUCAAAUCAAAUAUAAGAAAGAAAAUAUUUUCUUUGACAUUGUAUCUGACAAAAAAUCUUAGUGGACAUAGGGAAACUUACAACUAAGCGAAUUAAAAUUAACAAUUCAGGACCUAAAUAUAUUUGUCGAAAAGGCAACCAGCUCAGCAGGUAUUAAGUUUUAGGCCCCUUGGUAUAGUGGUAUAGAUUUACGCCUCCUGCCAUUGUUAUAAGUAGAUUUCCAAUUUUACAGCUUUUGUUGGUGCUUAAAUACCAGAUUAUCACAUUUUAAAAGUUAGUGUGUAGCUAUGUGAUCACGUAAAUUCUUACUGUUAAGAUUAGUUAAUAAUUACCAGUCUAAACUGGUCGUAUUAUUACAACCCCCAAAAAAACAAACAACGAAAAAAUGUAACCAAAUAUUUAGUCCAAAAAUAUGUUAAGACACAUACAUGCUAGAAAACUUGAGAUGGAAUCUCUGGAGCUUUCUUUAUUUGUAGGCAUUAUAGAGUAAAUAAAAUAUUAAGAUAAUAAAAUAAACAGCCUAGCAAACAAAUGCUGCACAGUAAUCAAACCAUGUGUCAUCAUUGCGGAAAAUAAAAUAAAAACUUAAAAAAAAGUUUACCUGGUGGUUUCUUUUUUAUAAAAAAAAUAUAUAGCUGUGCAGCUUUUAUCUAGAGCUCCUAAGCUAAGCUUGCCUCAUAUAUUCCUGUUCAUUAAUUUGUAAAAAUACCGUCUUCCUAUGAGGUUGAUGAUAUUAAAUAUGUACAAUUGUUAAGUUUACCUGAUAUUAAAUAUUAAUGCUUUAUAUUUAAAUCCUUCCUAAGACUUUUCAAUGUUAAAAAUUUAUAAACAAUAUCUUUGGCGGUUAUUAUUGUCUAGUCAUAAGCAUUAUCUGGGUAAAUAAUGAGAGAUUUUUAGGUUAUAAAACAUUUAUGUACAAAUUGACAAAAAGUGUGAAGUUUAUUAGUUUUAUAAUAACUAGCCCGUACAUACUAUGAAGGUUUGUUUGAACACUGAAAAACGAAUGCAAACAAGUACCUAUUAGUUUUGUUCAUAGAACAAUUAAUUUUUAAUAUUACAACAUUAAUGAUCAGGCUUCCCCUAAAGUUUAUAGAUAUUCAAAACAAACAAGUUAUCAACAAUUUAUAAAAAUCAUUAGGAAGUUAAUUAUUUUGUCAAUACAGUUUUUUGUUCUUGACUGUACCUAAAGAAAAAUCCUCAGUAGAAUCUAAAUAUUUAUUGUGAAGAGAUUAAAGAUCAUUUUUGCUUGAAAUAGAUAAUUUUAGUGAUAUAGGUAUCACAACUGCCUAUGCUUUUAGUAUGUUGUGAAAAGUUGUUAAUAAUGCACAAAACAUUUUCCCCAAAUAGGUAUAUACAAGAUGAAUAUUGCUGUAGGUAUAUAGUUUUCAAUAGAAAUCCAAAAUUAAUUAAAUUAAUUUUUGGGCAAUGUUAUUUGAUUUUACAACAAAUAAACGAAAGAUGUAAUACCAAAAGAUCAAAAUACAGAAAAAAAUUACAAAUACAAAAUUUAUCUUAGGGGAAUCAAAAAUAUAAUACAAUUACAUUAUACAAAGCAGUGCCCAGCCUAAAAAAUUAAUGUGCCAAAAUUAAUAAAAACACUGUUUGCCUAAAAAGCCCAAAAUUUGUAGCAUCACUAGGACUUAGAUAUUGUUAAUAUUGGUUAAACCGUAUAGAAUUAUUAUGGAAUAUUAGGUGGCUAGUGUUGUCCUGGUUUUGGAUGUAGUGUAAUAAAUCCACAUUUGUUAAUUUAAUUGAUCAAUGGCUGUGAAUUGUUAACUGUUAUUAUUAGAACAGAAUUGGCUUGGCAAUAUUUUUAGUGGAAAUAAAAAGUACUUAAGUUAA